ACAGCGCGCUGAGGCUGACCCCAGCCAGUCUGUUAGCCCGCGGGCUCCAGAGCUGCUAUUCGCGCCGGAGCCCGGGACGCGGCGUCCCGGGGGAGGAGGGCGAAGGGCCGCGGCGAUGGCUCCGCCGGGGCUCCUGGAGUCCGCCGUCCUCGCCGCUGCUGUCUUCGUGGGAGGCGCCGUGAGUUCGCCGCUCGUGGCCCCGGACAAUGAUGGCAGCCGCCCGUUACACUCCAGAACUGAGACGACGCCCUCGCCCACGAACAAUGGAAAUGGACACCCAGAAUACAUCGCGUACGCGCUUGUCCCUGUGUUCUUCAUCAUGGGUCUCUUCGGCGUCCUCAUCUGCCACCUGCUUAAGAAGAAAGGCUAUCGUUGUACAACAGAAGCCGAGCAAGACGUGGAAGAAGAAAAGGUUGAAAAGAUAGAGUUGAACGACAGUGUAAAUGAAAAUAGUGACACCGUUGGGCAAAUUGUCCACUACAUCAUGAAAAACGAAGCAAAUGCUGAUGUUUUAAAGGCAAUGGUAGCAGAUAACAACCUGGGUGACCCUGAAAGCCCAGGGUCCCCUAGCAGUCCUGGGAGCCCGCCUGUGAGCCCCGGGCCCUUGUCGCCAGGUGGCACCCCAGGGAAGCACAUCUGCGGCCACCAUCUGCACACAGUGGGUGGUGCUGUCGAGCGGGACGUGUGUCAUCGAUGUAGGCACAAGCGGUGGCACUUCAUAAAACCCACCAACAAGGCCAAAGAGGGCCGCUCAAGGCGCCAAGGAGAAGUUACUGUCCUCUCUGUGGGCAGGUUUAGAGUUACGAAAGUGGAACACAAAUCAAAUCAGAAGGAGCGGAGAAGUUUAAUGUCAGUUAGUGGGACCGACAGCGUCAACGGGGAGGUGCCCAUGACACCCGUGAAGAGAGAGCGAAGUGGCACAGAGUAGCAGGAGUGACUUUAUGUGAAGACUUCUAAGAGACUGAAAACUUAUGACAUAUAAAGUUGCCUAGGGAAUUAUUUUUUUAUCUUUUAUACAAUUUCUAUGGUGGAGUCUGCAGGCAUGUAGAUGAAAGCUAAAAGGGAAUACUGUUGCUAUGCUGGAUACAGAAUUCAGUUUGCUUUGAAACAAGUUUUGGUUUAAAAAUGUCUGAUGCAAAAUUUAUUACAUUUCCAGGGAGGAAAAGAGCUCAUGUUUUUGUCUUCCCAACCACCACUCCUCCCAAUCCCCUAUCUGUGGCCUUGGUGUACACACUGCAAUUUUUCCAGUAUGAUAACUAUGUACAAUGGAACUAUAUGUGUAUAGUCUGAGCUAAUGCUCAGGGUAUGUGUGUCUGUAAACUAUAUGUGUAUAGUCUGAGCUAAUGCUCAGGGUGUGUGUGUCUGUGAACUAUAUGUGUAUAGUCUGAGCUAAUGCUCAGGGUGUGUGUGUCUGUGAACUAUAUGUGUAUAGUCUGAGCUAAUGCUCAGGGUGUGUGUGUCUGUGAACUAUAUGUGUAUAGUCUGAGCUAAUGCUCAGGGUGUGUGUGUCUGUGAACUAUAUGUGUAUAGUCUGAGCUAAUGCUCAGGGUGUGUGUGUCUGUGAACUAUAUGUGUAUAGUCUGAGCUAAUGCUCAGGGUGUGUGUGUGUGUGUGUGUGUGUGUGUGUGUGUGUGUGUAUGUACACACAUGUCUGUGUGCCUGGGCUUCUGUUCCCCCAACCCUUAGAUCUCAUUUUGCUACUGGUUGUAAGAUGAUCCCCUUAUAGUUUAACUGUUACAAAAGAUAAAAGAUGAAUCUUUGGUGGUGAAGGCUCCUUGAAGAUAUAGUCUAACCCUGGGCAGUUGAUCCCCCAAGGGAUCAUGGAGUCAGAGGGAACCAGAUGCUAGACUUUGGAUUCAGAGACGAGAAAUCAGCACUGACCUGCUACCAGCAUGCCACUCCCAGGUCACUUAUAAAAUAUUGAGAGUUUUGGUUGUUUUUUGUUUGUUUGUUUGUUUUAACUCAAGCUAAGAAAAUCUUAUUUAGCCAUUGAAUAAAGGGGGAAAUGGUUUAAAGUCACUAAAAAAAAAAGUCUUGUUUUGACAACUCAAGGCUAAAACAAAACAAGACGAUCUCCACUUCUGGUGCAAGAUGGACCCACACCUUCCUCUGGUAUGUUUUGCUUGGUGUUCUUCCUGUUCUCCAUCUUGUAGCUAGUGCCUGUUAUUUAAAGGAUUCUUGAGGGUUACUUUCCCCUGUAGGUGUGGAAUACCCCACUUAAAAAAAAAAAAAAAAGCUUUACAGUUUACAAAACACCUCAAAGAACCCAGAGGUGAAGGUAGUAGUACAUUUAUGGGAGGUCUGGGCCAAGAGGUUGGGGAGUCCAGGUAUAGGGAAAUCUUCAAGACCUGCCUCCAUGUUGGUAUGGUCCCUUGGCACUUCCUUUAUUUCAAAAAGAAAGCACAAUUCUCAUUUGACUCCCAAAAGAUGAUUCCCAUGAAAAUGUACUUUAAAGUAUCCAUUCUUUUUCUGGCACCAGACUAAAAAUGUCUAACCUUUUAAAUGAAUGGUAGGUUCAAUUUCAUGUGAAUUUUUGCUGACAACUAAUUAAAAGCUGUACAUGUGUACAUGCAUACACACAGUAGACCAGGGGAAGGCAAUAUGGAAAUAAAUUUCACGGUGGUCCAGAAAGUAGCAAUAUAGGAAUUUUGGGGGUGUGUAUUAGUGUAAAUAAUAUGCGUGCAGUCUAGACCAAUAGUUUUAGUUUUAUAAAGAGGAAUCAUUUUUUGUUUUAAAAAUAUUAUGCCCCCGGAAUGGUGAGGGAUAAAGUGUAAGAUAUUCUUCAGCUUUAAUUAUUUUAUAAUUUUAUUCAGGUCAGAUCGCUUGUUUUUCUUUAAUAGCAAUACAACAGGCAAGAGAAUACUCAAAAUAUUUAAAUUGUAUUUAUACCAAGAGUAUGUUUUAAAUAUUUUCUAAUACUUGAGCAGUUGUUGUCUGACUGGCUUCCAAAUAUGCCAAAAGUUAAGCAUUCAAUAUUUUCAACAUGUAUGCUUUUUACUGGUUUAUAUUACCUAAUAAGAAUCUUUAAGUGUUCCCAAAGCAACGGAUGUUUACAGGCCUUUUGUGUUUUUCCUCCUUUAGAAGGCUUGGAGACCCACAACAAAGUUACUGUAUAAAACACUAAUGAUGGACUAACUUCUGAUGUAAUAAAUGAGUUGGCUACCACCUCAAUGUAAAAAUUUGUAAAGGAAAUUUUUCACCGAGUGUCAAAUGUAUUUUUAACUGUCUGGUUUGUACUUCUAUGACUUUUGUACUACCAAAGCAGAGUUAAAAAUAAAAACGUUAAACAGA
Balaenoptera ricei (Rice's whale) is the source of this 3291-nucleotide messenger RNA. It is a transcript of the gene RELL1, whose product is annotated as RELT like 1. The coding region runs from base 116 to 928 and encodes 270 amino acids. The transcript has 7 exons. Gene Ontology annotation, cellular component: plasma membrane. The record is from RefSeq and is a predicted model, not a curated record. NCBI's taxonomy places the organism in Eukaryota, Metazoa, Chordata, Mammalia, Artiodactyla, Balaenopteridae. Gene Ontology annotation, biological process: positive regulation of p38MAPK cascade.